Molecule: messenger RNA, 651 nt
Organism: Psylliodes chrysocephalus
Lineage: Eukaryota; Metazoa; Arthropoda; Insecta; Coleoptera; Chrysomelidae
Source: the annotation of a GenBank genome assembly
AUGGCUUGGGUACUUCGAAGAUUUAUUUUUCCUUUGUUAUUGUUCCUUUUCAACGAUAGAUCGUCCAGAAGUGAACCUAUUUCGGACCCGAAACCCCAAUUAACAUCUCGGACGGUUAGAACUAAAUACGGUGACGUUAGUGGAGUUAUCGUAACCUUAGACGCAAAACAUCUCGAACCUGUUGAGGUGUUCCGCGGGAUCCCGUACGCGAGCCCGCCAUUGGGCAGUUUGAGGUUCAUGCCGCCGGUUACUGGUGCAUUGUGGCAGGGUGUGAAAAUCGCCGAUAGAUUUAGUCCUGUGUGUCCUCAGAGGUUGCCGGAUAUUUCAAACGAAACCGCAGCUUUGAGGAGGAUGCCAAGAGGUCGAUUGGAAUACUUGAAGAGGCUGUUGCCCUACUUCAAGGAGCAGAGCGAGGAUUGCCUGUAUUUGAAUAUUUACGCCCCAGCUCAAGUAUCUAAAAUGAACUCAAGUGAUUCAGAUUCCGACUCCGAUUUUUUGUUAGAAAAUAUCACUUCAGGUAGUGAAUGUGAAAGUUUUGAUGAUAUCAAUGACAGAGAAAAUAUGUCAGACUAUAGUAACGCGUCAUCUAUAGACAGUAAUCCGCCUGGGUGGAAUGUCAUAGGUAAUCCGAUUGAAGAUAUACUGCCUUAG